This is a messenger RNA of Hydatigera taeniaeformis, 492 nucleotides long. Lineage: Eukaryota; Metazoa; Platyhelminthes; Cestoda; Cyclophyllidea; Taeniidae. The record is from the annotation of a GenBank genome assembly.
AUGGCUGAUAUUGGUGAGACUGAUAGCUCAAAGGAAUCAGCGAAAGAAUUCCCAGCGCUAAAAGACACGCAACCGAUUGUGCCUACUCUUCGAUUCCAGUACUGGCGGGCCUACGAGGAGUUGGCCCACAUUGUCGUUCAGCGAUAUCCUAUGCUUAACAUCGAAGGAACGACCUAUCCUCCCCCGCAGUGGCGUGCUUUCAUCGCCAAAAUUGUCACCUCGUUGAAGUUCUUAAUCAUAGCCUUGAUAAUCGUAGGUAUUAACCCCUUCCCCUAUUUUGGCCUUGGAACUCCUAACUUCGUUACUUAUGCAAGUGAAAAUAAAGUUUCAGUUUGCUUGAUGUGUUUCUUCAUCGGAGGCCUUAUCGAGGGUCAGCUUCUAUCCACGGGUGCAUUUGAGAUCACUUUUAACGGUAUGCUGGUUUUGAUGUGUACAGAGUCUGCCAUGUUUAUCAUUUGUGAAUCUCUUGCACUUUUUGUGAGUCUUGUUUAA